AUGAAGAUUGAUGCGUCCGUUGCCCAAUGGAAACUCAAAUCUGUGAAGCGCGCUCUAGUUGUGAGGCUGGGAAGGCGGGCGCCGCGCUCGAACGCGGAGCGGGAGAAGAUGGCGGUGCGGCGGAAGCUGCUGGAGCUUCUCCAGGAGCCGCAGAUCGGCGGGACCAUCGUUCUGGAGCAGCCGGCGACCUCUGCUGUUGCCGCGCGGGUCUUGCCGUCGCCGCUUUCAUCGCCACCUUCCUCGCCGCCGGCCGUGGCCUCGCUACCGCGGCAGCAGGGGCCGCUGCCGCAGGACUGCGCCGUGUUCCACUGCCGCAGCUGCUGGGCGGUGCUGGGGGACUCGCUGCACCUGUGCGCGCAGGAGGAGCGGCAGCUCGGCCUCCUCGUCUGCUUCAAAGUCACCAGCGGUGUGGCCUGGGAGGAUUCGCUCCUCGUCGGCCUCGAGGGACCGCUCCUGGGCUGUGCUUACACUUCAUUAUCCUGUCAGUCAUGUGGCUCAAUUGUGGGCUUAAUUCUUUAUUCUGCCUCCAGUGCCCUGGCCUAUCUCCGAGGCUUAUUCUGUUUCUUCAAAAACAGCAUCAACUGUUAUUUCUUAAAAGACCAAAUGAUAAUAGAAGCUUCUAAGGUGAAUUUUCCUGUUGUGACCUUAAAGCAACAACUGCAGCAACUGAAAGAAAAGCUUGUAGAAGUCCACGCUCGCAUAGAAUUGGUGAUGAAACAGCUGGAGGAGCUGGCAUAGAAGAAUGAUGUGGCAGAAAGGCAAAACUCUGCAUCAGAUGCAGUUGGCCUCCUGCCAGGAUAUGCAAUAGGCAGGGUCAACUAAUGAUGUGCCAUUUUCAAGAACUGCUGGAGUUGUUUCUGUUUCUGUGCAGAGCUUGUUCAUUAUGGUGAAAUACUGCACCAGAACAGGUCUGAGUACUGAUCUGUCACUUUAUAGGAAGAAGUGAUACAUAAGUGCAUCCCUUUGACCUAAGAGGAACACCUGAAACCUGACAUACUGAAGUUAAGCUUGGAAAGAUGAAUAGCUCACCCAUGGAGUGUGUCACCUUCUGAGACAGCGUAGCUAUGACUUUGAUUCCCUCUAAUGACUUCCGGGGAAAAAACAGCCUUUUAAAUACUAAAAACGGGUUUCUGGAACUAUACAAAACAUACUAAGAUGAUGAUAUUCAAGAGGAGCUAUUAUAAACUGAAUGUUCUUAGAACUACAGUUCUCAUAUUUUCAUAUAAAUGCAGUGUUAAUGGCAGCCAGCUGUUGGUCAAGGGGCUCUUUAGCUGGUAUGUGAGGCACUGCUAAAUGGGCUCCUGAUGAGUUCUUUUAGAUUUGCUGGUGUAUGUGGCCUGCAAAAGGAGCAAGCCAGCAUGUCACAAAAGAUGCAGUGUGUGCUUAGUGCAUGAAUCUGGAUGGCAUGAUGCUGGCUGAAGCAAAAGGUUUUGCAUUUCAAAUUCAAGGGCAACCCACGUGCCUGCCAGGUCCUCUGGAAAUGCAGCCCCGUGGCUACACAGGACUGAGUCAAGCUCUUGCUGCCCCAGGAACCUUAGGCUGUGAGCAACUGCCUUUAAUAGAUCUGAACCUUUCCUUCUGGGGCUGAUGCUGUGGAACCAAGGGAUGGUCUUCUCCUUUGCUUCUGCUCAAUCAUGGGAACAAUGCUCUGCUGAAGUUGUGAUGAUCUGCCUGCUGCCCUCACUUGGGCAGUCGUUCCAGAGAAAAUACCUAAUGGCUAUUCAUUUGCAUUGCUGUUUUGAAUGGGUUCUGCUUCUUUCCAAACAUCUAGAAAGUAAUCUGAUGGCAGAGCACUACUUACCCCUUGUUACUGGGGCAGAAUAUCCCUGAUUCUUGUUACUGGAAGAUAAGGGUCUUUUGCUGCCUAAAAGGCUGAUGUUUUAAACCUUCCAUAAAGUUUAGUAGUCUGUAGUAGUCUAGAGAGGGUUGUAUUUACUUGAUCAACUGAAUUCCAGUGAUGCUAUUUGCCACGUUCCCUUCUGUAUAUGGUUGGCAGAUUGUGUUCCCUGUUGCUGCCAAUGCCAGUACUCCCUCUAUUUCACAGUCUUAAUUGUUUUAUCUGUAAAAUAACUCUCAUAAUGGGCAAGGAGCAGAGGGGACAAAACUUAGUGCAAGGCACCUCAGAGGCUUUAGGUAGGGAGCUGAUAUUUAUACUAUUUGUUUCUGCUGUGCUGCUUUUUAAGAGUUCUGGGUUGUCUCAGUUUGUUCUGGUUAAGCAAUAACAUAAAAUCUCAACAGCCAUUCUGCAGGGAGAGGAGGGGUGCUCUCUGUUAAAUUCUAAUACUAUCUAAAUUAUUUUUGUUGUUCAUGUUUUACAAAUUUGACAGGCCUAAGUGUGAAAAUGCAGUGCAGCUAAAUUAAGGAUAUGGAAAGUAAUUACCUGAAGUAAAUGUUACACUCUUGUUAAGAUCUGUUUAAUUGCCUGUAAUGAUAAAUGUUACCAUCUCUAAAAUGCUGGAAGGCUGUUCAUCACAGUUGUCACUGUAUAUUCAUGUGAAGUUUGAAGCUGCUGUAUUUGAUUACUUCAUUCUUAAGAAAAAGGCGUUUUUAAGGUUGUUUUGUGCAGUGACUCUGCAUUACGUUGAAGGACCUGUUAGUCUUUAACUGGGGUCUUGUGACUAAGCUCAAUUUGUGCAGGCAUCCUCCCAUCUCAGGUAAAUGUUUUCCACUGCAUAACUUCACCUUUGUGCUACUUUCUAAGUUACAGCCCUUUUGGUUUUGCAUCUGUCUUAAGAAAUAUGAUAAUGGGACUACUCAUUUUUGCUUUUUCAUUCUGGUUUCUGCAUUGAGGCUGUUUCUUGCUAUGGACUUUGCAUCUAUAUGUGUGUAAUAGUGUUAAAUUGUCUUGUUUCAUUUAACUAAUGAAAGAAAGCUGUCAGUCAUGUUUUUAUAUUAGUUUUACAGUUGUAAAGAAGAAACUUUUUAAAUUAAAAAAGCUGAAAAUUCAGAAA
This is a messenger RNA of Columba livia (rock pigeon), 2951 nucleotides long. It is a transcript of the gene OIP5, whose product is annotated as Opa interacting protein 5. Gene Ontology annotation, cellular component: chromatin; chromosome, centromeric region; nucleus. The record is from RefSeq and is a predicted model, not a curated record. The transcript has 5 exons. Gene Ontology annotation, biological process: chromosome segregation; CENP-A containing chromatin assembly. Lineage: Eukaryota; Metazoa; Chordata; Aves; Columbiformes; Columbidae. The coding region runs from base 1 to 738 and encodes 245 amino acids.